Pseudoliparis swirei is the source of this 996-nucleotide messenger RNA. Its product is annotated as 5-hydroxytryptamine receptor 3C-like. Lineage: Eukaryota; Metazoa; Chordata; Actinopteri; Perciformes; Liparidae. The transcript has 5 exons. Gene Ontology annotation, molecular function: transmembrane signaling receptor activity; neurotransmitter receptor activity; extracellular ligand-gated monoatomic ion channel activity. Gene Ontology annotation, biological process: signal transduction; regulation of membrane potential; nervous system process. Gene Ontology annotation, cellular component: synapse; neuron projection; membrane. Bases 1 to 996 code for a protein of 331 amino acids. The record is from RefSeq and is a predicted model, not a curated record.
AUGGAGAAGAACUCAGCACAAUUUGUCCCAUACAUUUAUCUGUUUUCUGAUGGCUUGGUGAUUGAUUCUCAGCCUGUCAAAGUAAUCAGCUCCUGCUCGCUUGACUUCUACAAGUUUCCAUUUGAUACCCAGAACUGCAGCUUUAGCUUCAACUCCUACAUACACCGUCGAAGAACUCUUCAGAUAUACCUCUCAUCAACUGUAGCGGAUAUAUUAAAAUACUCUCAAGAAGUGAUGGCAACUAUGGGAGAGUGGGAACUAGUUGGACUCACAGUGAAGACAUUCGUACCACCCCCUGGGAAUGAAGACGUGUGGGACGAGAUGCGCUUCUUUGUGUUCGUAAAGCGCCGGGCCACCCUCUAUGUGGUGAACCUGCUGAUCCCCAGCUACUUCCUCAUCACAGUGGACCUCUUCAGCUUCCUGCUGCCUCCCCAGAACGUGGACCGGACCUUGAUGAAGAUGACGCUGAUCCUGGGCUUCACCGUCUUCCUGCUCAUCAUGAGCGACCUGCUGCCUGCCAGUGGGAACACCGUACCUCUCAUAAAUGUGUUCCUGUGUCUGUGCCUGGCUCUGAUGGUGGCUAGUCUACUGGAGAGCAUCCUCAUCACCAACCUGCUGCGUGGCUCCGCUCACUACUCUGCAGUCCCUCGUUGGGUCAGAGUGUUUGUUCUUCGCAUCCUGGGCCGCCUGGUACGGCUUCGUCCCAAGCCCAGAGAUCAAGAGGACACGGUCAUCCAAAAUCCUGCCACACAAGAGGACAGCAAGGUUUCACAACAGAAAGGGCCGCUGGAUGAGGAGAAGGCCCGGAAGGAGCUGAGGCGCCUAGGAAACGACUUCCAGGCCAUCUGCCUACAGGUGAAGCAUCGGCUAGGGGAAAAACAGGAGUCAGAGUGGAUCCAGGUAGGUUUCAUCAUAGACCGCCUGCUGUUAGGCAUGUACAUCAUCUUCCUAUCAGUCAGCUUCAGUACAAUCAUCACUAUCUGGAUGCAGUCAUAA